AUGGUGUUCCGCGUGGGAGCGUUCUCCUUUGCUCGCAGCUUGGCGCUGAUAACUACUCUUAUUAAUCAUAAGGAUAAACCAAAGCGUUCAGACAAGACUCUGCAAGCAAUUCAGCGAGUGGGCCAAGCAGUUAACCUGGCAGUUGGAAGAUUUGUUACAGUAGGUGAAGCCAUAGCCAAUGAAAAUCGUGAACUGAAAGAGGAAAUGAGUGUUGCUUGCAUCGAGGCAAGGAGAGCAGGUGAAACAAUCGCACAGCUUACAGACGUGGCCAGCUUGGAUCAUCCAGAAUCUGAUAGCCACAUAACAAUCUUUACGGACAAAACGGGUGUGGUAAAAGCUGCAAGGUUGUUGCUUUCUUCUGUCACAAAGGUGCUGGUGUUAGCAGACAGAAUUGUUAUUAAGCAAAUUAUAACUUCCAGAAACAAGGUUCUUGCAACAAUGGAACAACUAGAAAAAGUCAGUAGUUUCCAGGAGUUUGUACAAAUAUUCAGCCAGUUUGGAAAUGAAAUGGUAGAGUUUGCCCAUUUAACUGGAGAUCGGCAAAAUGAUUUGAAGGAUGAGAAGAAAAAGGCUAGAAUGGCAGCAUCUAGGGCUGUUCUUGAGAAGUGCACCAUGAUGCUCCUAACUGCUUCAAAGACUUGUUUGAGGCAUCCAGACUGUGAAUCUGCUCGUAUAAACAAAGACGGAGUUUUUCAUCGGAUGAGAUUAGCUUUGGAACAGGUAAUAGAAAUUGUAACUGACUCUAGACCAAACGGAGAAAAUGAAAUGGCCCCCAUCAGCAUAUAUUCUGGCAUCAAAGAAUUCAAGAAUAAGGUGGAGGGUCUUCGUGAGAAUCUUUAUUUUCUCUCAAAAGAGAACCUUUCAACAAUGCUGGAAGUUAUCCUGGAACAUACGGAGGACUUCACAGACUCUGCCUAUACCAGUCAUGAGCACAGAGAACACAUUUUGGAGCUGUCUAAACAGGCUAAAAUGGAACUAGAGCAGCUGGUUUCAGUGUGGAUGCAAGCUCAAAACCAGAAGACAAAGGAUCUCAUGGAAGACUUGGAGGUAGCCAUUUUAAAAACAUGCCAGUGCAUGAAUGAACUUAAAAGAGAGGUCCACAGUGCAGCAACAUCUUUGGCAGCAGAUCUGCUAAAAUACCAUAUGGAUCAUACAGUUCUCAAAGCAUUAAAAAUCACAGGAGUAGAAGGAAAUCUUGAAGCUGUAGCAGAGUAUACUUGCAAGCUAUCAGAGCAGAAAGAACAACUUGUUGAGAUGUGUCGCUUAUUGAGGCAUGUUUCUGGAACUGAGCCCCUCGAGAUUACUUGCAUACAUGCAGAAGAUACCUUUCAGGUCACUGGCCCACAGAUAAUCUCUGCUGCAGAAACACUGGCAUUACAUCCAUCUAGCAAGAUUGCAAAAGAAAAUCUUGAGGUGUUCUGUGAGGCCUGGGAGUCUCAACUGAGUGACAUGUCUACGUUGUUAAGAGAAAUCAAUGAUGUGUUUGAAGGAAGAAGAGGAGAGAAGCGUGUCUACCUAUCACUGCCCAGACCAGGGAAGCAUAAUGCAAAUCUGAAAGCAUUAAAGCCAGUCAAACUAGACACUGAGGAACAGGCAAAAAUUGCAAAGCUCGGAUUAGAGUUGCAUCUGCUCACAUCUGAUGUGGAUUCUGAGACAGAGAAGUGGGAGGAUCAGGAGAAUGAGAUCGUGCAACAUGGACAAGGCAUGUCAAGUAUGGCCUACUCCAUGUAUUUAUUUACCAGAGGAGAAGGACUUCUGAAAACUACUCAAGAUUUAUUUCAUCAAGCAGAGAUUUUUGCGGCAGAGGGCACAAAGCUUGCUUCAGCUCUUCAUGCUUUUUCUGAUCAGGUACAUGAUGAUGACAAACCUUUGCUUCUGUUGGAGGCUGAAAAACUGAUCUCUAUGUGCAAGCAGCUCCAGAUAACGGCUAAAGCUUCUGUUCAGGGUAAAAGUGCUACAUUUACAAAGGUUGAUGCAUGCAUUCUGAAAACAAGGAAUGUGAUGACUCUGUUAUGCCAGCUUCUUCCACUUUGCUGUAAAUUAUUGAGAAAGAAUAAAGCAGGAAAUGGCUGUCUUAAACCUGCUCCACCAUGGAGAGAAGACAGAAUACAAACUGGCACAAGUGCACGCACUCCAGAAAGAAGAGUCGAGACAUUUGGCAUCAAAUCUUUAGAAAAUCAUGUAGCAAAUAUGACAUUUUUAGAGAGCAAGUAA
Molecule: messenger RNA, 2214 nt
Organism: Fulmarus glacialis (Northern fulmar)
Lineage: Eukaryota; Metazoa; Chordata; Aves; Procellariiformes; Procellariidae
Gene: CTNNAL1
Product: catenin (cadherin-associated protein), alpha-like 1
Exons: 19
Coding region: 1-2214 (737 amino acids)
Biological process (GO): Rho protein signal transduction; cell adhesion
Molecular function (GO): actin filament binding
Source: RefSeq, a predicted model, not a curated record